AUGAAAAAAUUCUUGCUCGAGCGAGGCCUCCGGCCACGCUCAAACUCCGCAAAGGCCGUUGGGAUCGAAACACCGGCCACUCUGGACGAAUUCCUUCUCAAAACCCAGACAUACAUACAGUAUGAGGAGAAAGAAGCCGCUCAUGCAGUCUGUAACUCCAGGCAGGAAGAAAGCAGUAAAAAUGGCCGUCAAGACGAUUCCCGUCGGGGAACAGGCAAAAAGAAAGACGACAAGGGCCGAGAUCCCAAGGACUACAAGGCCCCGGCCGGAAAAUUCCGAGAGUACACCCCGCUCAACGCUUUGAGGGAACGCAUCCUAAAUGAAUGCGCGAACGCCGAAUUUCAGACGGGCAAGGUCCGCUUCCCUAAGACCAUGCAGGCACGACCAAAUGUAGAUAAAUCGAAGUUCUACCGAUUCCACAAAGGCCACGGACAUAACACUGAGGACUGCAUCCACCUAAAGGAUGCCAUAGAAAUAUUAAUCCGGGAAGGGCAUCUGAAGCAAUACGCGAAGAAGCAAGAAGCUGCAAAAGAAGCCAAACCGGUCACCGAAGAAAAGCCAACGGAGGUCACGCCCGCCAUGCAAGUAGCCAUGAGCAUCACCAGGCCAGAGGACUUUCGCCUCCCUGAUUGGGCUAGGUCGGAAGCCGCCCCCUCUCCUCUCAUUCCGUGGGAAACGUUCCCCUCCGUCAUGGUCAUAUCCGGAGGGGGAUUCAGCAAACUCACCGUCGGAUCCGUAAAACGAAAGUUCGACGAGUUACUCUCUGCCAGUUCGAGCAAAACCGCCGCUCUCGACCACGCCCAAAGCAGCCCAUCCUCUAUAUCUUUCUACAAAGAGGAACUGCCCGACGGAGUGCCCAACGCGACCAUACCCCUCCUCAUCCGAGCUCGGAUGGCCAACUUUGACGUGCGAUGCAUACUGGUCGAUCAAGGAAGUUCGGUGGACAUCAUGUACUCCCAACUAUUCAAAACAUUGCAGCUCAAUGACAGCCACCUUACCCCCUAUGUAGGAUCAGACCUACAAGGUUUCAAUGGCACUGUGACCAAAGAGCUCAUCGUUUCAAUUGGAUCGGUAGAAACCACGAGGGUCGUCAAGGUCCAAUUCCUAGUCAUUGACUGCCCCUCGAUCUACCAGUGCAUCUUAGGAUGCCCAACCCUGGCCGAGUUAAUCGCGGUCCCUUCAACCGUGCACCUCAAACUCAAAUACUACACGGCCAAAGGACAUGUCGCGACACUCAACGGUGACAUCGAAGCGGCCAGAAGGUGCUUCGAAGCCUCCGCCAAAGGUCUGAGAUCGAUAAAGACAGUUCCUCAAGACAAGACAGUGACCAGCGCCAUCUCAGAACCCAACAAACCAAUCCCGCGCAUCGACACUGUCGACCUAGACAACCGCUUCCUUAAAAAGCCCGAGCAGGGCACCCACUCGGAGACAUCUGAGAAGGGCCUCCGGCCUAUUCCAGACAGAGAUUUCGAGCUCGUUUCCCUCGGGGAAGAUCCGACCAGAGGAGUCAAGAUCGGAGCUGACCUGCCGGAACUCGCAAAAAAAUAA
Vicia villosa (hairy vetch) is the source of this 1548-nucleotide messenger RNA. RefSeq lists its product as uncharacterized. The record is from RefSeq and is a predicted model, not a curated record. NCBI's taxonomy places the organism in Eukaryota, Viridiplantae, Streptophyta, Magnoliopsida, Fabales, Fabaceae. Bases 1 to 1548 code for a protein of 515 amino acids. The transcript has a single exon.